AUGGUUACGGGGAGUGUCUCCAAUAUUUCCUGUGCUAGUCGGAUCCUCCAAGAGGCAGAUACCAAGACAGGAUUAGACACGCAAGGAUUUUAUAUGGAUGUGGAGUUGGACCUCCAGCGGAGCGUGCAGGCCGUGCUCCGGGAGCUCAGCGCUCAGACCCCAGCCCUGCAGAGAAACCAAGGUAUGUGGAGAUGGUCCCUGCACAAGAAGGUCGAGCGAGAUCCUGGUAAGAGUCCGGCGCUGGUCCGAAUUCUGCUCAGAGAACUGGAGAAGGCAGAAAGGGAGGACGAACGGCAUGUCAUCAUUCCCUUGCUGCACACUCUAAUGUACGUGCUCACGAAGGCCACAGGCAUCACAGAGGAGCUCUACCGGAGGACUUACGCCUUUUGCAUGAGAUUACUGACCCUGCCUGCCCCCUACUGCACGGUCGCUCUGGAUUGCGCCAUAAGGCUGAAAACAGAGCAAGCUGUCCCAGGAACGCUGUGCCAAAGGCUGGUCAUUGCCGAGCAGAACUUAAGGAGUGAACUGUAUCCCUACCAGGAGAGAGUGUUCCUCUUUGUGGAUCCUGAGCUGGUAUCUCCCUCGGUGUGCAGUGCCCUGCUGCUGGAGAUCGAGGCAGCCCAGGUGCAGCAGACACCUGAGGCCUGCAUGCGCUACGUGGUGUCCCAUGCCCUGCAGGUGGCUCUGGGGGAGGCCUGCCACACAAGUGCUCUGCAAAGGAAGCUGCAGGCCAGCCCCCGCCGCGCCCUGGAGCACUAUUUCCAUGCAGUGGUAGCAGCCACGGAGCAGAUGGCUAGCGAGACCAGCCCGAGCCGGGAAGGACACCUGGAAAGGCUGGAAGAGAUUUACUGCUCGCUGCUGGGGCCGGCGGCGGCCGCCAGGGGACGCUGCAGCGGUGACCCCCUUCCAGACCGGCCACCAAACAUCCCUCUGCCCAGCCCACACAUCACCUUCCACCUGUGGACAGAUGAGGAGCAGCUCUGGAAGGAACUGGCUCUCUUCCUAUGCCCGCAAUCCCAAGUGCGCCUCAGCGCUGACUUGGAGGCCUUGGAUCUGCAGGGCCUUCAGCCAGACAGGAUGCUGGCCCGGGCGUCCGUGCUGUCCACCGACAGUGGCAUCGAGCGGGACAUUCCUUUGGGAGCCGACGAGCUGCCCAUGCCCAGCAGCCCUGAGAUGGAGCAUGCUGGCCUGCAGCGAAAAGGGGGCAUCAAGAAGCGGGUGUGGCCCCCUAACAUCUUGAUGCCCUGCAGCUGGGAUGGGCCCCUGGGGCUGCACCAGAGAACUGGCAGGCCCAGUGGGAAUUGGGGACUGCUGCCCGGUGUCUCCCGCCUGCACACGGCCCGGGUGCUGGUACUGGGGGACGACAGGAUGCUGGGGCGCCUGGCCCAGGCCUACCACAGCCUCAGGAAACGAGAGACCCAGAUGUUCUGCCUCACUCCCAGACUCAGCCUGCAGCUCUAUUACAUCCCUGUGCUGACACCUGAGAAGCCCGCAUCAUCCAGGCAUUUGGAGCUCGGGGAGCUGGCAGCGUUCCUGGGCCGUGCGGACCCGUGGUAUGAGAGUACCAUCAACACCCUGAGCCCAGCCAUCCACAAGCUCGCAGAGAUGCCUCCCUCCUUGGGCACAUCCCGAACUGUAGACCCCUUCAUCCUGGAUGUCAUCACCUACUAUGUUCGCAUGGGCACUCAACCUAUCUAUUUGCAAAUCUAUACAGUAAAGAUCUUCUUCGGUGACCUGAGCCAAGACUCUUCAGAGGAUAUUUUUCUCACUGAGCUAAAGGUGAAGAUCCAAGACUCCAAAUUCCCCAAAGAUGGUUUCUCACCCAGGAGGAGAGGCAUGGCAGAGGGCCCAGGGGCUGAGCUCUCCAUUUGCUACCAGAAGGCCCUGCUUAGCCACCGGACCCAAGAAGUCGCCGUUUCGCUGCGUGCCACUGGCCUGGUCCUGAAGGCCCUUCCAGCCAGUGACACUGAAGUUCCAAAGCCCACUCACUGCCCCAUCGUUGCUCCCCUUACAGACCACAUGUGCCUGAAUGUCAGUGUGAUAGAGGUGGUCAAGUCAUCCAACCUGGCUGGAAGGUCCUUCUCUACGGUGACAAACACCUUCCGGACAGCCAACAUCCAGAUCCAGAGCCAGGACCAGAGGCUGCUGACACUGCUGCUGGACAAAGACAAUCGGCGUACUUUCAGGGAUGUGAUCAGGUUUGAGGUUGUUCGCUGCCCAGAGCCAUGCUCUGGGAUCCAGAAGUCUAAGGCACUUUGGCUCAGUUCACACCAGAAGAAGGAAAUGGAAAGGACCAAAGCCAUGCCCAAACCCCUUCUAAUGCCCAUCAACACAUUCUCCGGCAUCGUCCAGUGA
Molecule: messenger RNA, 2355 nt
Organism: Pteropus alecto (black flying fox)
Lineage: Eukaryota; Metazoa; Chordata; Mammalia; Chiroptera; Pteropodidae
Gene: PIK3R6
Product: phosphoinositide-3-kinase regulatory subunit 6
Biological process (GO): G protein-coupled receptor signaling pathway; positive regulation of MAP kinase activity
Cellular component (GO): phosphatidylinositol 3-kinase complex, class IB
Molecular function (GO): 1-phosphatidylinositol-3-kinase regulator activity
Source: RefSeq, a predicted model, not a curated record